Messenger RNA from Zea mays, 3055 nucleotides. RefSeq names its product pentatricopeptide repeat-containing protein. Gene Ontology annotation, biological process: RNA modification. NCBI's taxonomy places the organism in Eukaryota, Viridiplantae, Streptophyta, Magnoliopsida, Poales, Poaceae. The transcript has 3 exons. The coding region runs from base 308 to 2902 and encodes 864 amino acids. Gene Ontology annotation, molecular function: protein binding; RNA binding. The record is from RefSeq and is a predicted model, not a curated record.
UGGUGUUGCUGAUUGCUGGUGAUAGAAGAUCUGUUUUUGUCGUAGAGGAGACCGAUGGUGCUGCUGACAGACAGCUGAGGGAAAGAGGAAGGAAGAAGCGCGGAAAGAGGAUGGCGAAAAAAGUCAUCUUUACGGACAGUGCUAGCCCGUUUUGAUUUGAUUUGCGAGGCAGAAGAAAGGCGAGUUCGAGUUCGUCCAGGUGGACAACCGCACACAUCACAGGAGCUCAAGGAGGCUGGAAUGCGAAGGUAGAAAGAUGUGUCCCGUACAUUAAUUAACACAUGAUCGCCACCAGCCUGAGCCCAGGAUGCCCCUGCCGCCCCACGCCUGCUCAGCCGGAGCGGGGUUCGUCGCCACCGCCACCUUCUCCCACCUCUACCAGCUAUGCGCCAGCGCUGGGCGCUCGGCCCUCACCACGGGCCAGGCUGCGCACGCCCGUAUGCUUGUGUCCGGGUUCAUGCCCACCACGUUUGUCUCCAACUGCCUCCUCCAGAUGUAUGCCCGCUGCGGGGGCACCGCCCACGCGCACGGGGUGUUCGACACGAUGCCCCACCGGGACACGGUCUCGUGGAACACCAUGCUCACGGCGUACGUGCACGCGGGCGACACCGACACGGCCGCGUCCCUCUUCGGCACGAUGCCGGACCCAGACGUCGUGUCCUGGAACACGCUGAUCUCGGGCUACUGCCAGCACGGCAUGUUCCGGAACUCGGUGGGCCUGUCUAUGGAGAUGUCUCGCCGUGGUGUUGCCCUCGACAGGACGACGCUCGCUGUCCUGCUCAAGUCAUGCGGUGGCUUGGACGACCUGGCGCUUGGUGUUCAGAUCCAUGCGCUGGCGGUGAAGACGGGCCUGGAGACGGAUGUCCGGGCCGGUAGCGCUCUCGUCGACAUGUAUGGCAAGUGCAGGAGCUUGGAUGACGCGCUGCGCUUCUUUCAUGGAAUGGGUGAGAGGAAUUCGGUCUCGUGGGGUGCGGCGAUCGCUGGGUGUGUUCAGAACGAGCAGUACACACGGGGGAUGGAGCUGUUCGUGCAGAUGCAGAGGUUGGGGCUUGGAGUCAGCCAGCCGGCUUAUGCCAGUGCCUUUAGAUCCUGUGCAGCAAUGCCAUGUCUGAGCACCGCUAGGCAGUUGCAUGCGCAUGCCAUCAAGAAUGUUUUUAGCUCUGACCGUGUUGUUGGGACAGCAAUUGUGGACGUGUAUGCGAAGGCUGGUAACUUGGUUGAUGCAAGAAGGGCAUUCAUUGGUUUGCCUCACCAUAAUGUGGAGACAUGCAAUGCCAUGAUGGUUGGGCUUGUGCGCACAGGGCUAGGAGCUGAGGCCAUGCAACUGUUUCAGUUCAUGACCAGGUCUGGUGUUGGGUUUGAUGUAAUUAGCUUAUCAGGUGUUUUCAGUGCUUGUGCUGAGGUUAAGGGGUACUUUCAAGGGUUGCAAGUACACUGCUUAGCAGUUAAAUCAGGUUUUGAUGUGGAUGUUUGUGUCAGAAAUGCAAUUCUGGAUCUAUAUGGGAAGUGCAAAGCAUUAGUAGAAGCAUACCUUGUAUUCCAGGAGAUGGAGCAAAGAGAUUCGGUCUCUUGGAACGCUAUUAUUGCAGCUCUCGAGCAAAAUGAGUGUUAUGAGGAUACUAUAGCUCAUCUAAAUGAAAUGCUGCGCUCUGGUAUGGAACCUGAUGAUUUCACGUACGGCAGUGUUCUUAAGGCUUGUGCAGGUCUACAAUCUUUGGAAUAUGGGUUGGUGGUUCAUGGCAAAGCUAUCAAGUCUGGACUUGGUUUAGAUGCUUUUGUUUCAAGCACUGUUGUUGACAUGUACUGCAAAUGCGGCGCGAUAACAGAGGCUCAGAAACUCCAUGAUAGAAUUGGGGGGCAAGAACUUGUUUCGUGGAACUCCAUCAUAUCAGGUUUUUCACUCACCAAACAGAGUGAAGAGGCACAGAGAUUCUUCUCAGAGAUGCUAGACAUGGGUGUAAAACCUGACCAUUUUACUUACGCCACCGUUCUUGACACUUGUGCUAAUCUGGCUACCAUUGAGUUGGGGAAACAGAUCCAUGGUCAGAUUAUCAAACAGGAAAUGCUUGGAGACGAAUAUAUCUCCAGCACUCUUGUAGACAUGUAUGCCAAGUGUGGGAACAUGCCAGACUCGCUGCUAAUGUUCGAGAAGGCGCGGAAACUGGAUUUCGUAUCAUGGAACGCCAUGAUAUGUGGCUACGCGCUCCACGGCCAGGGACUUGAAGCCCUGGAGAUGUUUGAGAGGAUGCAGAGAGCAAAUGUGGUGCCGAACCACGCGACUUUCGUCGCAGUUCUGCGGGCAUGCAGCCAUGUCGGCCUGCUGGACGAUGGAUGCCAGUAUUUCCAUCUGAUGACAAGCCGCUACAAACUGGUUCCUCAACUGGAACACUUUGCUUGCAUGGUGGAUAUACUGGGACGCUCAAAGGGCCCACAGGAAGCCCUAGAAUUUAUCAGAAGCAUGCCUAUUGAGGCAGACGCUGUCGUAUGGAAGACUCUGCUAAGCAUUUGCAAGAUCCGUCAAGACGUCGAAGUGGCCGAAACUGCCGCUAGCAAUGUCCUACGGCUAGACCCAGACGACGCGUCGGUUUACAUUCUUCUCUCUAACGUAUACGCUGGAUCCGGGAAAUGGGUCGAUGUUUCAAGGACCAGAAGGCUAAUGAGGCAGGGACGGCUGAGAAAGGAACCUGGUUGUAGCUGGAUCGAGGUGCAAUCCGAGAUGCACGGUUUCCUUGUCGGCGAUAAGGUUCAUCCCAGGUCGAAGGAGGUGUAUGAGAUGCUGAAUAGUCUAAUCGGUGAGAUGAAACUCUCUGGAUAUGAACCUGCAUCAGCAUUGUUUGCUGAGGUUGAAGAAGAGGAGAGUACAUCCGAGCAAGAUGACUUGGUUAGAGUCGUUGGUGGUUAAUCUGUUGUUUUGUGUUGAAGUGUCAAUACCGUUAUGAAGCUUUGACCUUCUGUGUAAAUUUGGUAGAUGCUUUCAACUGAGAAGGAAAAACAUGACACUGGAGUCAUAUUCGUGUGAGAACUGUAUAUGGCAACGGGAGGAAACUCUUUAUCA